AUGAGGGGUCUAUCGCUCAGCUGCAUUCUAACAUGCCUUUUGCUCGCCGUCUUCUUGCCCUUUCUCUCUGAAGCCGCGGUGGUGCGGCUUCAGCGCAUCAAGAUCUUCCAGACGCAUGACCUACCCUUCUGGAAGCCAUCCGUGUACUUCCAGUGCGAGGGAGAGCCCAAGCACCAGCUCGACGGUGUCGUGGAAGCAAAUGUGGACUACAAUUUUACUCUGCAUGAGCCCUUCCAGGUGGGUGCUCUGCAGGAGUUCUUCCGGGUGGGUGCUCUUCAAGAGUUCUUUCAGGUGGGGGUACUCUGCAGGAGUUCUUCCAGGUGGGUGCUCUGCAGGAGUUCUUCCAGGUGGGUGCUCUGCAGGAGUUCUUCCAUGUGGGUGCUCUGCAGGAUCUCUUUUCAGGUGGGCACUCUGCAGGAGUUCUUUCAGGUCGGUCCUCGGUGUGAGCCCCAGAGGACGAUGUGUUUGACCGCUUCUCCUUGUAUCACCUGGACUUCGCUCCUGCCCCAUCCGGCCGCCUCACUCAUCAACCUGUGCCUCUUGCCCUGUCUGCAGCCCUUGACGGAGCUCACAGAGGGCCACUGCAAGCAGUGCGGUUUCUACGACGCGGACACGUUGACAGAGGACGAUGCGUUCGACAAGUUUAACCUGUGUCCCCUGGACUUCGCUCCCGCCCCAUCUGGCCGCCUCACUCGCCUCGUGGAGAACGAGCUGAAUGUGACGUUUGUCUGCCCUCAUUGCAACUCUGACAGAACCUCACGGUCCUCUGGAGGUACGUACACUUCCUCUUCAUCUUGUUAG
Molecule: messenger RNA, 801 nt
Organism: Closterium sp. Naga37s-1
Lineage: Eukaryota; Viridiplantae; Streptophyta; Zygnematophyceae; Desmidiales; Closteriaceae
Source: the annotation of a GenBank genome assembly